AUGGCAACCCAUAUUCAACGGCAAGCACCUCCAAUACCUGGCAAAAGACGCCCGGUCAACAAGACUUUUAGUGGCUGCGCCCGUUGUAAAUCCAGCAAGGUAAAAUGCGAUGAAGCGAAACCCAGCUGCGGCCGCUGCGUUUCAAGAAAGCUACCAUGUCCGGGUUAUCCAGGCAUGAUAAUACGAUGGUCUACAAAGCACGAAGUGUUCAAUAGCGUAAAAGAUAUAAUAUCGUGUUCCCCAACUGAGAGUAAUGCUGUGCCCGACGAACAAGAGAGUGCUCCAAUAUCGGCGAUCGCAAACGCAUCUUACAAGCUCCCGAAUAGUCAUGGCCCGGCCUAUUUGUUGGACACGCAUAGCCCCAUGGGCCCCAUGGACUUUACAGACACUGUUCCAUCAUUGCCGGGCGUGAUGCAAUACCAGGACAAUUACCAGUGGCUAGAUACUUCUUCAGUUGUCCCAUGGAAGAAGACUUCUAUCCCGCCGGCCAUUAGCCACCUUCCAGCAGAUUUGGCAACAUAUUAUUUCAAGAACGUCUGUUCGGUUUUCUCCAGUUUUGACUCGGAACUUAAUCCGUUUCGGUCAUAUGUUUCCCAAGUCUUCUCGUACUCUGCGCCUGUAUUCAAUGCAAUGCUGAGCGGUUCUGCGGCAAGACUAGCGGACGAGAAACCACAGCUGAAAAUUAUCGCUCUGCAAUAUCAGAGUCAGGCCUUGAGAUGCAUCGCAGAGAGUCUAAAACAAACGAACAAAGUCCGCGAAGACACCCUAUUCGCAAUAUUCCUCAUAGGAUUGAGUACAGCAUGGCACGAUGGAAAGGAUAUCGGCAUCGCUCACUUCCAUGCUGCCCAGCGAGCCAUCUCAUCAAAUGCAAUAUCCGCGAGAGGGAACAACCAGUCAAUGGCCAACUUCUUCAAGUCUGCUCUCAUCUAUUGGGAAAUGGCUAUUAGUAUAGUCAGUGAUGAAGUAGAGUUCAGUUCCGACAUAGAGGCUGCCACAGCGGAAGAAAAUCCUAGUAUGGCAACCAUAGAAGCAAGAGAGUCCACCAAUCCUCGUAUAGCUCCACACCCAUGGACUGGGGUGUCAUCACCUAUCCAAGCUAUCUUCAGUCGAGUCACAAAGGUCAUCCGGUCAUUGAGGCUGAUUGAUGAUCACUCUGAUGCUGGCCUACUCCGACACAAGAAACUCAGCCAAGACGCUACUAAACUAGAAGAAGCUCUCUGGUCUGUUGCAUUGCCAGAUAUCGCGGAAAUCGAUGGUUCGGGAGAUCCUAACACGCCAUCACACCACCACGUUCUUCUCGCGGAGGCAUACCUCUUUGGUAGCUUAUAUCAGAUAUAUCGCAAGUUUCCCGGCAUUCUACGGCACCGCCAAGAGUAUAUGUCAUCUGCUGGCUGCCCUCCGUUAGGACCCAAGAACAAUCCGAUAGCCGAAUGGUGGAACUCGCUGUCUAAUGCCGCUUCUAAUGAUAUGUUUCUACGCUCUCUCGGGUUUAGCGUACUUGAUCGCCUACAACAGAUUCCAAUCACAUCUGGCACAAGGUCUGUUCAAGCCAUUUUAAUAUUUGUCGCCGCCGGUUCGCUGGCCAUACCACCUCCAUUCAUUCAAGAGCCUAUUCAACACGAUGAUUAUGUAUCACCUCUUGAAGCAGGUUCGGCUUUAGAGCACGAUCAUGUCAUGGAUUUACGAGUCUUCACAAUUUCCCGGCUGGCAUCCCUCCGGUCACUGGUCCAUUCGCGACCAGUUGAUCUAAUGUUACAAGUCAUCAAGGAGAUGUAUCGACGUCUUGAUAUGGGAGAAGAAGUUUUUUGGAUUGAUCUUAUUCGCGAAAUGGAGUGUGAGACUAUGUUUGGGUAG
Molecule: messenger RNA, 1854 nt
Organism: Trichoderma breve
Lineage: Eukaryota; Fungi; Ascomycota; Sordariomycetes; Hypocreales; Hypocreaceae
Product: fungal specific transcription factor domain-containing protein
Exons: 3
Coding region: 1-1854 (617 amino acids)
Biological process (GO): positive regulation of transcription by RNA polymerase II
Cellular component (GO): nucleus
Molecular function (GO): zinc ion binding; transcription cis-regulatory region binding; DNA-binding transcription factor activity, RNA polymerase II-specific
Source: RefSeq, a predicted model, not a curated record